AUGGAGCUGACACUUGAAGUGAACGAUCAUAUUCUAGAGAUUGAGGAUAUAUUUGGCUUGGCUGGCAAUGAGUCCUUUGUUCCCCACCUGCCUGUCAUCAGUGUGACCAUUGAGGGUUUCGAGGCAAUCAGACCUGGCGCCCUACCAGACACACUCAAGAUGCUAUGCUUUAGCCACCAUUAUUCCGAACCACUUCAAGUUGGUUGUCUGCCAUCGUCGCUCACUGUGCUUGACCUUGGAAAGAUCAUUCUCAAGAUCCCAAUCACACCCGGUGUCCUGCCACACUCGGUCCAACGAUUGAGGUUCCCCACCUGGUACAACAUUGAGCUUGAGCCAGGCACGCUGCCACGCUCUCUCAUCCAACUCAAAUUGGGAUACAACUUCAAUCAGAGGCUGGGGAUUGGCCUCCUCCCUUCCUCUCUUACAAAGUUGAAGCUCGGAUAUGAAUUCAACAUCCCAAUCGAGUGGGGAGUGUUGCCAACUACUCUGUUGAGCCUCAAGUUCGGAAAAUGCUUCAAUCAAUCAGUGUCAUGGCCACAAUCACUUGAAACUCUUUGCAUUAAUCGAGACUAUGAUCCAAAGUCAAAGGAUACACCUCCAAGUAGCCUGAGAUACAUUAACAUUCUGUCUUUUGUCAAUCAUUCCAAUUUUCUUAACCGAUGCCAAUCGAUUAAGGGAUUGAAGAUCCGUGUCAUUGAUGAUAUCAGCGAGGUCUUGAUCCCUGAUGGCAUUCACUCAAUCAAGUUGAAGUUCAAGACUAAUGCCAUACAACUCAAACAAUAUCUCAAGUCACUCCUGGAAGUGAAUCAACAAGUCACGAGCAUCAGUAUGAGACUUGGAGUCUAUCGCUUCGAAGUGCUAAUUCUGGACUCCCAAAAGGGAUGGUUUGCUGCAUGGGUCAGUUAUAUAUAUGGCAUGUCUGAUACCAGCAAGUUGAUGUUCCUCAAUCUUGUCGACUUCCUCUCAGCAUCGGACACAGGGUUGAACGAGCUCUAUCCUCCCUACGAUAAAAAACAUCACCAGAACGAUGAUGUAUCAUCGGAUAACGAGAGCUCUGUAAGCGGUUCAUAUGACCUCAGUGAGUGGAUCGAAUAA
This is a messenger RNA of Acytostelium subglobosum LB1, 1095 nucleotides long. RefSeq lists its product as hypothetical. Lineage: Eukaryota; Evosea; Eumycetozoa; Acytosteliales; Acytosteliaceae. The coding region runs from base 1 to 1095 and encodes 364 amino acids. The record is from RefSeq and is a predicted model, not a curated record. The transcript has a single exon.